Molecule: messenger RNA, 4283 nt
Organism: Erpetoichthys calabaricus (reedfish)
Lineage: Eukaryota; Metazoa; Chordata; Cladistia; Polypteriformes; Polypteridae
Product: butyrophilin subfamily 1 member A1-like
Exons: 9
Coding region: 332-1840 (502 amino acids)
Molecular function (GO): protein binding
Source: RefSeq, a predicted model, not a curated record
GAUGUGAGUUUCCCCAGUUUCGUCUGCUGUUUCCUAUUGGUCCAGAAAUUGGUGAUUCAUUAACAGGUGGAGGCAGGGAUGGAAAGCUGGGUGAGUUUCGAGUGGAGGAGUUCCAGGAUUAUUGUAUUGAAUGCAGAGCUGAAGUCCACAAAGAGAAUCCUUGCAUAUAUCCCUGGAUUGUUAAGAUGUUGUAGGAUGUAGUACAGACCCAUGUUGACUGCAUUGUCCACUCACUGGUUUUCUCGAUCUGGUUUUGAAUUUGCUUUAUCUGUGUAUUGUCUUAUAUCUGAUUUUACACCAAGAACAACAAGCUCUUCUUUCUUUUUCAGCCAUGAUCUCUCACCCAAGAUGGAGCUUCAUAAUUUUAUCGUUUUUCCACAGCACAUACUUCUCCUGGGGAGAGACCUUUUCCAUUGUUGGUCCUUCUCAUUCCAUUAUUUCUUACGUUGGUGAAGACGUCAUGCUGCCCGCCUUCCUCUCACCGGCACUGAAUGCUGAGGGGUUUCAAGUCAGGUGGUUUACAGCUAAAUUCGGGUCACCAGUGCUUGUAUACACAAAUUACAGUAUCGUGAAUCAAACUGACAGAAGAAUGUCCAUUUUUCAAGAGGAACUGAAGAACGGAAGUGUAUCUCUGUUAGUACAAAGUGUCCGUGUUUCCGAUGAAGGCAUCUACACGUGCCAUGUAGUCUCUGGAGAGCUGCAGAAAGAGGUCCAGAUCGCCUUGAGUGUGGAAGUUUUAGGCACUCAGCCCUCCAUUUCUGUGAGUUCCACUGAUGACCAGCAGACCCGACUGGAGUGCAGCGCUGAGAAGUGGAACCCACAACCAGAAGUCAUCUGGAGGGACAUGAAUGGGGCAGACGUGACGUUGCAGUCCACAAUAACAACGGAGUUGGACACGGAGGGGCUUCUGAACGUGAGCAGCGUCAUCACCGUGAAGAAAGACCACAACGUGUUCACCUGUCUGAUGAGAAGUAAAGCACCAAAGCCAGACUGGCCGUCCAGACUCUGUGUGUACGGUUUCUCCCCAGGAGCUUCUGGCUGGUUGGCGGCUUUCUGUGUCUUGCUGGCGCUCUGUGUGUUGCUGACUCCACUGCUCCUCAUCCAAUGGACAAGAAUGAGAGAGAGGAGCUUAAAAUAUGACCUGAAGGUUCAGCUCCUCUGUGUGAGGUUUCUACAGAAGGAAGUCGAAAUGUCAGAGCGCGUUACCAAUGCAGAAUGGAGUGUAAUCUACAGCUCAGCAGCUGAUGUGACUCUUGACCUUGAUACUGCAAAUCCGAGGCUUAUUGUGUCUGAAGCCGGUAAACAAGUGAGACACGUCGACACGUGGCAGUCUGUGACUGACAAUCCAAAGAGGUUUGACCCCAGUGUUUUUGUCCUGGCCAGAGAAGGAUUCACCACAGGGAGGCACUAUUGGGAAGUGGAGGUCGGGGAAAAGACAGACUGGAUUUUAGGAGUCGCCAGAGAGUCUGUUGACAGGAAGGGUGAUGUAAAUCUGAGCCCAUAUGAUGGCUUCUGGACUCUGUGUCUGCUGAAGGAGGAAACGUUUGAAUACUGGGCUCUCACUGACCCAGAUGUUCACCUCCCCCUGAGAGUCAACCCCUGGACAGUGGGGGUGUUUCUCAAUUAUGAUGAAGGUCAGGUCUCCUUUUACAAUGCCAAGACCCGCACUCACCUGUACACCUUCAAGGAGUCCUUUAAUGAGAAACUCUACCCCUUCUUUUGUCCUUGUGAUAAUGAUGGUGGUAAAAAUGCAGACCCUCUCAUCAUCAGUAUUAUGCCUAAACUGAAACUGGGAAGGUCAAAUGACCUAAAGAAGACCAGCAGCAGGAUCAGGAGGUGAAGAAUACUUUGGAGUGGGACAAGAAAAGAACUACUCGACAAUCAGGCAAGGGUCUGGAGACCGAAACAUCAAAAAAAGAAAAAUCCACUGAAAAAAACUAAGACAAUAUCCAGAAAUACAAGAUCAAAAACAAAAGGGUCCUUUACCAAAAAAAAUAAUUGUUUAACAAAUACUACAAACUGAAAAUCAAGGCUUUUAGUGUGUGUAAAAAGCUUAAAAUGUGAGUACUGGAAAUCAACACACCACAGCCAUGAUAAAUACUCACAAUACAGUUGCUCUCACAAAAGUAACGGUAGAAAAUGACACCAAAAUUAUAUCAAACAAUUAAAAAUGAAAAUACAAAACAUAAUAUGUAAAUACACAAAAUGUAUGUAAAUCAUAUUUCUAAUAGCCAGAAAACAUUUUUAAUAAACCAACUCACUACACACACAGUGCCCAGUCAGAGAGGUGAACGUCUCGUGAAGUCAACCACACUGAGAGUAGAAAUGUCACCUGAGCGUCUCUAGUUCUGGGCUCAGAGUGAGAGACUUACUUUACUACAAAGUGAGCGGAAAUAAAUUGGCAGUUAGGAUCUGUGCGACUUGGUGCUUUUCACUUACCAUUUGCCAAAUUUCCCUGACAUUUAUUUUAUAGAAACACAUGCAUUUUAGAUUUGCUUCACAUAACGUGAACGAAUGUGAAUCAUCUAGGCAGUUAAUAAAUAGGUCUGAGAUUUUCUGCUCGAGAAUUGAUGCAGUCACUUUUUCAAGCUGCUUACUAAGUUAGUGGACAUUCCAGGUCACCUUGCCAAUGACAAUACUUCUAUUAUAAAACAUACAGUAUAUCUUUGAGAUUUGGAUCACACCAGAGUUCCAUGAGCCAAACCAAGUUGAUGUGAAUUUCAACCUGUGUUUUCCAGGACUGUAGGACAUCAGCUCUGGUCACAUUGCUACUCCACUGUCCUCAAAACAUAACCCACAAAGAGAACAUUUUACAUAACUGAGUUUAGUGUAAUUUACACCUGCUCUGUUCACUUCUGCUUAGCACGUCACAGCUCAGAGGACUUCAGCUUCAAACCGGUCACAGUGUCUAUGGAGUUGUCUCCACGUGGGUUUUCUCCUAAUAUUCGGCUGAAGUCAUCACACUCUCAGUGUGUAUGUGAGCGUGUCCGGCAAUGUACUGGUGUCACAUCCAGAGCCGGCUUUGUUCUUGUACCCUUAGGAAACAACGUUAACACGUCUCCUGGCCAUCUCCUGAUCUCAGCGAAUGCAAAGGUGAAUAAUAAGCCACAGGGGUCUUUUCAAGGCGCAGGAGAACAGGGCUGAUGUCAACAGUGGAGAAAGACACACAGGGAAUCAAAGUCAAUGAACGCAGUCAUCCCAAUAGUACAAAAUAUAAAGAAGGGAUGCUCAGCUUCAGGGGGCUUUUCCAGAAUGUGUAGGAACUGACUUGGUGACACCAUGUUGUGGAGAGAACACUUCCUUGGCAGGAUGAACAACGUGGAACCUUCAAAUCUUGUUUAAAUUUAUAGAUUUCAGUGUUGACUACAAGGCCAGAACACAAGUUUUGAUUGCUAGUCACGUACCCCUUAAACAAACACAUGCUUACAAAAAUGAUGCACGUUGUUAUUGUUUGAUUUGGGUCAUUUUGUGAGGAGUUUCAUCUCUUGAUUUCAAACCUCAUGAUUUGCGCCUCGCUUUGUGUGAUUAUCACUAAUAGCCGACAUUGUUUAAGAGUGUUAUCAUAGCUUUUGAAAGAACAAAACAAUCAUUUGUGUGUGUGUGUUUGAUUCUGAAUUAAGGACUUUUGAAUUGUCAGUUAGGGUUCGGAACUUUUUUUCUGCUUUAAUUCUUGUUUGGUGUUAUUUAUUUAUUUUUUUCAGAAUCAUAUUUUAUGUUUUAGGACCUUUUUUCAGUUGUUCUUUCCUGAUCACACACAUCAUUUUUUUUUGCCUUUUGGCAGCUUGUUCCAUCUAAGCAGAAUAAAUAUGGCCGACACCACAGUUGUUAGCACCCCUGAAUCGCCUCUCCACACCUUUACGUCGCUCUGUGUUCUUAUGCCCUUUUGUUCAGAUAUUUAUCUGGCAUUCAUCCCACAGUAUUAGAAUAAAUGGCAGUUCUUCAUUGAUCCAGUUUGGGUGUGGAUGUACCAGUGAUGGACUGGUGCCCCAGCCGGUAUUUGAUCCUGCUCUGUGUCUAGCUAGAGACUCCAGUCCUUACUCAUCAUACUGUAUAAUGGAAUUCAGAAAAUGGAUAGAAUUGUGUUGAGAAUUCACAAGCGUGAAGAUGGAGUUUAUCCUGCAGCUCUACUUUAAUUCUUACAAAUUUCCACAGCCGUAUAAUGUUGUGCAUGUUGAUUUUCAUGGCUGAUUCAACUGAUCUUUUUUUAACUUUUGCAAAUAUGUACCUAUUAUCGACUUUUUCUGAAGGGUUAUGAAUGCACUUUUAUUUAAAUAAUGACAUAA